UUUACCGUGUUUUAGCGCGCUGUCAUGCUUUUUCAUCCGCUCGGGUCUACCUUAGUGUUCCGGUGGCACUGACUUGUAAUACCGUUAGUCUGGUGCCCGUAAAUAUGUCGCAACAACCGCCAUGCUCUGUUGUCGGUUGCAAGCCCAGUGAUCGGCCAGGGCGCAUUCGGCAUAGGCUGCCUUGUGAUGAAGCGCUGCGCCUUGCCUGGCUGCAAUGCAUUGGACUUCCGCCGACAAAGAAAUUUGCACUGGUUUGUGGCCGGCACUUCGCGCCGGAGGAUUACACCCUUGACCCGCGGAUGCAACAGGAAAUGGGCUUUGCGUUUAGACCGGCGCUGCGCCCGGGCACGAUACCAACGCUGUUCGUUCCGAACAGGGUGCCUUUGCCUGCACCAUGCAGUAGUCGGCCUGAAGCAUCACAAACAGGUAAGACGUGCAGAUGCAGCCGAGCUCCACUGCUUUGCACAGCCAGCUCGCAGACAACACAGGAUCUGUGCAGCCUUCGUGCGUCAUCCGAGGCUCACACACAAACCCUUAGAAUCCUGCGCACAGCUGGUACCCAGACACCACGGCAGCCGAGUUCUGGAAGAAAUGCUGGGACGUCCACCUCUCAUACCAUGGCGGCUACAGUGUCGUGGACUCCCUCAAAGGCCCAAGUCUUCGAUGUUGUUGUCCCUGCGGGGAAUGGUCCCGAGACAGUCGUCGAUGCGACAGCCUCAAUAGUUGGCCUCUCUGAGGUCUACUGCGUUCAGCACAUGGGAGGCCUCAACUUCCAAGUUACUGUCAAGAGCAUGGCUUCCAUGACUCUAAUCGUCAAUGCUGGCUGCCUUGUCAUCGGUGGUGAGCGUUGUCUUGUUGUUCCUGUCGGCCUGCAGGUCACCAACGUAGCCUGCCUCUUCCUGCCAUCCUUUGUUCCGGACGAAGUUCUCAUCCAGGCACUCUCACCAUACGGCAAGGUUCUGUCUGUCAAUGCUGGUCUUAUGAGCGGACGACAUGGCGUGCUCACAGGUACGCGCUUCGUUCGGAUGGAGAUGUGCACCACAAACCCUGUCCCCAAUUAUCUGCAAGUCUCUGGUCACCGAGUGAAGUUUGACUACCACGGUUUACGAAGUGUGUGUCAUCGGUGCGACUCGAGUGACCACUGCCAUGCACAGUGCACCGCACCAUUCUGUGGCCAUCGUGGAAUCGACGGCCAUGAAAGCAAAGGAUGUGACUGUCCAUGUCAGCGUUGCGGGGAUGGUCAUCCUACGGUCAUGUGCCCUGAACUGCGCUCUUACUCAGACGCUGCUGCUGGAGCUUUAAACACUACGAAAACACCUGACCCUAUGACUUCUAUGCUGGGUGCAUCAACGAAAUCUGCUGUGGCUUCAGUCUCCACAAUUGUGUCGCUUCCAACGCCGUCUCCAAAAGAUUCUGCGAAAGCUGUUGCACCGUUGCAUCUAAAUGAGCCCCUAGCUACUGAAGUUGUCGGCGGCAAUAACAUCGAUUCCGCAGCCCAACCGCUACCGACAUCAUCAAAAAACUCUCGCCAAGCCUGGAUGGAUUCAAUGUAAAAAUGGUGGUUCCACGAAAAGUAAAGCGUGCCCACAUGUCAGCCUCUGGCUCGGAUGACGCCCCAGCUCGCCGCACCAAGUUACAGCGACCGAAGAAACCUUGGCCUUCUUAGGGAGUGUCGAAGUGUGUCUUGUGACGUGUAGUGCAUGCCCCCUGGAGUUGUUCCCAGGGUGCCGACUUGAACAAAAUGACCAGGUCAGUUUGUUGAGACUUUCAUAACUUAAUGUGGCUGAGGCCCUGAAUAUUUAAUUAAAGUCACAGGGGUGCCGAAGUCCUAUAUACCAAGUCAAAAUUAUCAAUGUGGCCCUUGCGAAAAAUUGCGACAUUCUCUGUUUGCAAGAAACACAGCUUUUCACCAUUGGACAUGUUCUUGCUUUCAAACGCAUACCAACCUAUAUUGUUUUUUUCUCUUUCGCGACACCAUUCUCUAGUGAGGUCGGUAGCAUUAUUUUCGAAGGAGCUCUCUGUUAGAUCAUGUUUUUUUUUAUGAUGGGACAAGGCAAAUAUUGGGAUUUGACUGUGCACUAUCUUCAUUUAAGUUACGUAUUUUGUGCAUCUACGGACCAGCGCAAACCACUGCCUAAUUUUUUUCAUGACCUGGAUGUGUAUUUCCGAGACGGUUGUCACAUGGAGCUGAUGUGCAAGGCCCGGGCUGUGGUCGAUCUGACUGGAACAAAUGGGAGUUGUGUCAUCUAAUCCAGCACUUUUGUUGCUGGAUGCUUAUUGACUCAUACACGAAUCUUGGUUUAUCUGGACACGGCGCAACGCUUAGCAGGUUAUAUCGUGCCUAUGUGCCAAGCACUUUAGCUCUGUAUGUCUCACAAUCUGAUGUGAUAACUUUACCUUUACCUUCAUCUGCUGUUUAUAUCUCCGAUCAAAGACCAGUUAUGCUUGAAGUUUGCCUCUCCUUUCUCAUCAGUAAAACCUUGGCGCCUCGACAUCCGCAUUCUACAUGACAGGCGCUUGCUCUCUAGUUUGUCAAGAGCCGUGCAUGCCUCUCUGGACCUGGCCUAAAGUCAUUGGACGUGCUCAAAGUGCAGUGGCGCUUACAUCGUUCAGUUGAAGGAUGUACCCUUGGACAACUGUUGGAGGAACUAGCGGAUACUACCACAAAUGUUCGUAUUGCCCUUUGGGCCAAUCGACUGUCUCCGCUGAUGCAGGCCUGGAAGCCUGAACUACAUAGAUGUUUCCAAUGCCUCAUCGCAGCAUCGUCUUCGUCAGCUGCUACUUGGUGAUGCAGACAUAACCUGUGUGCGCACACAACCUGAAGUUCUGUGCUUCGCAAGAAACGCGCUUUUUAGACAGCCGAAGCCAUUGGGUUCUGUGGUUACAAGAGCAUUUCUUGUAUGCCUCCUGCGCUUAAUUCUUCACUCUUUGUAAUGCGUUUUGAAAACACGGCACCUACAGCUAUGCAAAUAGAUCAUGGUGCUCUAGGAUCUAAUACAAUGCUUAGUGGGCUGCCUCAGGUUCCACCUAAGGCAACCCACCUGUGCUACUCCAGGUUCCACCAAAGGUUUCACAAAGAUGGCUGAUUGUCUUUGUGCACGGCUGUCAGCUGAUGAGGUGAAGGAGUAUUUUCUUCCAUGAAGCGUGGCUCAGCCCCAGGACCAGACAGGUUGCCCGUUGAGCUUAUUUAACCUUCUGGGAAGAUGUUGGUGCCACUUUCAUGUCUGUUAUUUGCUGCUGCUCUGAGAACUCUAAAUUCCCAGUUAGUUAUUGCGACAGUUGCAUUGUGCUGAUACGCAGUCAUGGUCCAUCAUCAGUUCGUCCAGAGGAUUGAAGGUCAUUCAGGUUCUCACUGUUGACUACAAGACCUUUGCAGCUGUGUCACUCGACGCUUGGGAAGCCGGAUGCCUUUCUUAAUAGGACACCAUCAGGCAUGCUCAGUCCCUGGCAGAGAUAUACAUACUCUCGUUUGUUAAGUGGUACAUAAUGAUGUAUACCCUGACCAGAUCAGCACGGGGUCUCUGGGUUUCACUAGAUCAAGAAAAGGCAUUCGAUGGCUUUGAACAUAGCUACAUACUGUAGGACAUUGUUUAGUUUUUCGUCAAAUUUUGUUGAACUUAUUAGGAAUGCCUAUUCAAAUAUCUGAAGUGCAUUGUUUCUUGAUGGAGGUGAAAGUGCACCAUUUCCCAUUAUUCGUGGUGUUCAUCAAGGGUGCCCUUUAUUCCCAGUACUCUAUAUGCUCAGCCUUAAGCCAUUUCUGCACUCAUUACUGAGAGACCCUUAUGUGCGUAGCCUCCCACUGCCGGGUAGUGGUGUGAAGGCGACGGCCUUCGCCGAUAACAUCAGAUUGUAUCCCUUGAACGAAGGCACCUUAACCCAUAGCCUUUGAAUUUUCACUGAGUAUGGAAAUAUUUCAGGUGCGAUGCCAAAUUUUUCAAAAUGUCAGUUGGUUUCCUACAGACAUGCCUAAGUCCUUUUUUCCGUCUUCAAAAGAGCGAUUCUAUUCGUAUUUAGGCCUUGAUUACACCUAUUAUGGCAUAUCAGACUCUGUGUGGCUUUCUAUUCAUGAAGAUGCAGCACAACAUAUUCAGGAGGCUCAGGGGUACGAUUUACACGAAAGUACUUAGCACAGUCUCUAUUUUGCGGCCAUGUGUGGUACGUUUGUCACAUUGUACAGCCACCCUUAUGGGUUAGUACAUCAUUACAGGCCCCCCCUUAGUUCCUUCUUCUGGUCGGGCAGGUCAGAACUGGUCUGUCAGCGGCACUUGGGCAGCCACAUUCUGACAGUGGGUUCGCGUUUCCAUCUGUGUCUGUUUGCUGCCGGCUGCUUGCUCUGCGAUUUCUGCUCUGGCUGUUACUCGAUGAUCAGUGUCCUGCACGUGAACUAGCCAGCUAUUUUCUUUGCACAAAGAUUUGCUACCUGUUCUUGGGCGUACGCUUAAAUUGCAGGUCGCAAGUAUUAAACAUACCUUCAUUUUACUUUAUGGCCAGGUCAUUUUAUCGCCAUGUACAACAGGUAUGUCCUGAUGUAGCCAGCCUCGAAAACUGAGUUGUGAAUAGAAUGUCAGCUUUACUGCUUCCCCUGGUUAGCGCAGUGCGCCGUGCACAUUCCAAUAAUGUGUUGUGGGGUGCAAUAAUGACAUCCUUUCUGCCUGGCCAUCUGUGUAACUACGUGUGGCUUCUAGGGUGGCAAAUGCUCCCAACGCGUGGCAGACUAGAGCAGUGGGGCAUGAUCCCAUCUUCACUGUGUCCCAAUUGCCCCCUUUCAUGAAUCCUAUAAGCAUGUGCUGCAGCAAUGCGUCAUUGCUAGGAUAUUUUGGAGGGCCGGGCAUGCUGGUUUCCUGGCCUUGGAGUUAGCUGCUUUAUCAAAUCUGGUUGUUGCUCAUGUGGCCACCUUGCACGGCUUUUAAUUGCAACGGGACCUUUUGUCUGUGACGUAAUCGGUGCAAGGCAGUUGCCGUGUGAGAUUGCUGCCACCCUCUGUUUCUACUUCUAGGGAGGCUCUGCUCUGACCUACUGUUGUACCUGUCAGAGGAGCUCUUCUUCCUUUGUGGAGGGGAGUUUCUUUAACAGUAGUCACGCUGUUUCCUGUUGGUGGCUGAUGGACGCGUAUGGCUUAAUUUUCGACCAGCCAGGUUCUUGUAGCCAGGCUAUCGAAUGUAUUGAUUGAAUGUACAUAUUAUGUGGGUGCUCGUGAUUUCUGUGUGUGUGUACUCUCGUAUGCUUGAAAAUUUUUGUAUUAGCACAUCUCAUAGCAUCACUACAUAAUUAUGUAAAGUGCCCCGGUCACAUCACCAUUGUACAUAACCAUUGUGUGCAUUGUACAUAUUCAACAUUUUAUAUAACGUGACAGUUAGUUUAUGUGUAACUGUGCAUUUCUGUGGGUCUAUGUGGUUAUAUGUUAGUGAGGCCAUGUGGACUCUGACAUUUAUUUGAAAACAUGUUGUGUACACAUUGCCCAGGACUCUGUAUAUGUUAUCAUCCAGUGGAACUGUGUCAUCAUUGCGACUCAAAAUGUUCGCAUCGUCUUUUGUCGAAAUUAAUUUUUUCUAAACAAAUUUCUCUGAAAACAUAUGCCAUGUAUAUAGUGCUCACUUUGUAAAUGAUCUCACCCUGCUCGUAUCAUGCUGUCACCAUGACUAACAAUGUUAGUGACGUCUUGUUGGAAUAAACUUUUUCUCUGGUA
This is a messenger RNA of Dermacentor andersoni, 5686 nucleotides long. RefSeq lists its product as uncharacterized. Lineage: Eukaryota; Metazoa; Arthropoda; Arachnida; Ixodida; Ixodidae. Gene Ontology annotation, molecular function: RNA binding; double-stranded DNA binding. Gene Ontology annotation, biological process: activation of innate immune response. The record is from RefSeq and is a predicted model, not a curated record.